Messenger RNA from Pseudo-nitzschia multistriata, 1839 nucleotides. The record is from the annotation of a GenBank genome assembly. NCBI's taxonomy places the organism in Eukaryota, Bacillariophyta, Bacillariophyceae, Bacillariales, Bacillariaceae.
GGCCAACACUCGACGGGAAAAAGUCUAGCCAGAGUCUUUUACCGCUCGUACCGUACCGUAUCAAAACUAAUCGAUCCUUCGCAAUGUCUGACAAAACACUACAUCAAGAAUAUUUUUUGGAGCUCGACGUCUUCGGAGCAUAGCUACAUCCAAUUAUAAUGGUAGCGACCAAACGGAAUUUGAGGACUUCGAACUAUCGAGAUCCCGACGGCAGCAACCUCUCGGAGAAUAGUGGUGGCAACUGCCCUGAGAAUCGUUUUGACAAGCUGAUUCAUGACGUGAGCGAUCACGGUAUCUACGACAGCAAGGGCGAAAAAUCGAUGGCUCAAAGUGCAGGCCUCUUUCUCAAGAUAGGCGUCGGGAGUGCCGUUUUUAUUAUGGUGCUACACUUUCAGACAUCCUGGAUCCAAAUAUACCACGACCAUCAGUUUGUCAUUGGAGGGGAUGAGACCCCAAAAUUAAACGGAGGUGGCGGAUUUGAUAGUCGUCAAAAAAUCAUCGGCCUCGAAAAUCACGAUCGCAAAGAUCAGGGAUACGAACUCUUUCCAUUUCUAGUGGAUGCCGAAAAGGUUGCAUCUUCGCUGUCGUCAUCGACCGCUGAAUUGAACUCUGUGUUGUCGACGCCAACUAUGCCUGACUUCCCUUUAGUCCCACGUCUCGAAAGAUGUUUGUUGAAGUGGAAACCUCCACAUCCACCACGGUCGCAAGAAGACAAGAGAUUAAUGUUUUGGAUGCCAUCUUAUCCAUCUAGCGGAGGCUCAUGUCCCACGAAGAAAGGGGACAUAGUACGGCAAGUCAUAGAUGGGCUCUUUCUCGGCGAACGGAUCGAUGCUACAGCCUACGGAAACCCGACCAAAGAUUUCCACGCUUCUUCGAAUAAUCUGAAACGUUGCAUCGGUGUGAGUGAAACGAUUGCAUGCACGAGCUCUCAUCCGCUGGUCUCGACAACGCCUCACUUACGACACCACGUUUUUCGAGGCGCUGUCAUUGUACCGAUCAGGAAUCCUGCUACUGUCAUCCCGCAACACUAUACCUCAAAGGACAUGGCUUACAGACAAGCCAGCGGACAAAUCUCUGUCGAAUCAUGGAGGCAGAUGCGGGAUUCGUAUUUCGAGGGAAGUCUUGCAGAUUGGAUGAGAAUCAUUCGAUUCUGGAGAGGUACCAAAAGUCGUCUUGGUGAACCAGCAUCUUAUUACCAAACCGAAUUGUACGUUCCCUACGAAGAUCUCAUUACAACCGAUGUUGUAAAAGCAUCUGCGAUAAUAGAAAAAGUAUCCAAUCUUUUAGGUGGCGCUGGGUCAACCGAGAUAGUGAAUGCUUCGAAUGCGACGAGCUCUGAUUUGACGAAGCAUGGUUUCUUUGAAACAUCCAAGUCUAAGGCUGACUAUGAAUGCCUUUGGUAUCGCGUGGCACAUAAAGAGUGGGAACGAUUGCAAAAUGUUAUUGGACACUACAUACCAGCAUACACAGUACGGCAGAAAAAUAUGAUGAUUCAAAAUCUAACAAUAUACGCAGACGAAAUCGAAGCCGAAAUUUUAAACGACAAGAGUGAUUUGGCCCUGGCAUCCUUGCUACGUCGAUAUGCCUUCCAAAUAAAACAUUAUGUGGUUGUCGAAGAUGUUAUUUAUACCCCUCAGUAGAACAAUGAAGCGGUUGGCAACUGAUUCAAACCCGUCGUGCUUUUUCGGUCGUCACCACAUGACGUGUAUACGGGAGUGCAUAGAAAAUGUUGGAGAACUGUACCUGGUCUUGUCUUCAGGAGAAAUGUGAUCAGUAUGCCACCGCGUUGCCCGCCACUGUUUUUUCAAUUUGUUGUUCCAAUCAAAAUCUAUAGCGCCA